Molecule: messenger RNA, 633 nt
Organism: Dibothriocephalus latus
Lineage: Eukaryota; Metazoa; Platyhelminthes; Cestoda; Diphyllobothriidea; Diphyllobothriidae
Source: the annotation of a GenBank genome assembly
CCACAGGGCAACUCUUCUGACACCUGCUCAACAGGAUCUGAUGUCGAAUACGCCAUUAAUCGGCCUCAGCCUCUCUCCAGACGUUACUCAUCGCAAAGCUCUGUGGGUCAGAGGUAUUUCCGUCAUGUCUGUGCAACUCCUGUUAACCAGCACAGACAGGGUAUAGCAGCCAAGCGUAAAAGUGUAUGCGGUUCAGACUCUGAUAAUCUACCGGCCACUCAGCCCUGGAAUGAAGAUCGAACCAGAGAAAUGUCUGUGUGCUCUGGCGAUUGGAUAAUGCCCCAGUCGGAUGAAGACUUAGAGGUUCAGGAAGAAGGAGAAAGAGUGCCAGAGAAUGUCUUCCCGCCAAAGACUAUGAUAGGACAACCGAUAAUUAUCGCGAUCGGCGAACCACGUUGCGCCAAGGUUACCAACACUAACCCAUGCAGUCCAACACACCUCAGGCCUGCUCCCCACGUCCAAGUGGGCAAUGCGGUCAUAAAGAACGUUCAUCGCAAAGAGGAGCCCUCUCACUCCAGCUGCAGAGAAUUUACCCCCUCUUCUAGCUCUUCCACAUUUGGUCAACCUAAAUCUAUUCUCGCCAGACCAAGAAGUAGGUCCAGAUGCGAAGCAUCUGAGCUACGUAAUGCAUAG